Molecule: messenger RNA, 1421 nt
Organism: Alligator mississippiensis (American alligator)
Lineage: Eukaryota; Metazoa; Chordata; Crocodylia; Alligatoridae
Gene: LRRC30
Product: leucine rich repeat containing 30
Exons: 1
Coding region: 152-1048 (298 amino acids)
Molecular function (GO): protein binding
Source: RefSeq, a predicted model, not a curated record
UGGAUUUGGUGGCUAGGAGAAGAUGUUUUUCUUAGUUACCUUUGUAUCUCCUUGAUUUUAUUUGUGUCUUUUGUAAAUCUCAGUCCUCUGCCCUUCUUUAAAAGGGAAAAAAACCUAACUUCAUUCACCAGCAGCAGCAAGCUGUAAUGUUAUGGGAACUGAACACUCAAAGGACAAGAGGCGGAGAAGGCUGUUUUUGCUGAAAAAAAGUCAAAAGCUACCAGCAUGGGAAGAUGCUCUUCUCUCAGGAAAAGAUCCAAAGUCCCUACUGAAGUGUGGAUUGUGUUAUGUCAGCCUAAGUCUUAUAAUGAAGGGGAUGAAACAUGUGCCCGACUUUUUGUGGGGAUUGUCAGAAGUGCAAAAACUGAACCUUUCUCACAAUCAGCUUGUGGUUAUUCCUUCUGCUUUGGGGAAACUAGACAGAUUAGUAGUGCUAAAUUUGUGUGGCAAUCGCCUAAAGUGUCUGCCUAAAGAGACUGGGCUGCUCAGGAACCUGAAGGUUUUAUUUGUCAACAUGAAUUGCCUGACUGAAGUGCCGGCGGAGCUAAGCCUGUGCAGAAAGCUAGAAGUUUUGAGCCUUUCACACAACCGCAUAUCACAACUCCCUUCAAGCUUCACUGAUCUGACAAGUCUAAGGAAGCUGAAUCUUAGUAACAAUUGUUUUGUUCACAUCCCGCUAUGUGUUUUUGCAUUGAGGAGUUUAGAUUUCUUGCACUUGGGAUCCAACAGACUUGAAAACAUCGCUGAAAGUGUCCAGCACCUAGUAAACUUGCAAAUCUUUAUUUUAGAGAAUAACAGUAUUCGCACUUUGCCGCGGUCUCUGUGCUUCAUCACUGCUCUUGAGUUACUAAAUGUAGAUUACAAUGUUAUUCAGACUCUCCCUGAUGACCUCUAUCAACUGCACAGAUUGCCAAGAAUUGCCUGGAAUCCCAUGGAUAAAGGGCUCCACAUUUCACAUAACCCUUUGUCCAAACCACUGCCAGAGAUUAUGGAAGGAGGAUUGGAUGUUCUCUUCAACUACCUUAAAGAGAAAAAACAGCAUGGCUAAAUGUGCACUCUGUUUGAGAUUAACCCUGUCAUCAGUGUCAGUGUACUUUCCUGACCAGGCAUUUCCACUUCAUAACACAUGAAGUCUGAAGACUAAAGAUGGUUUUAGUAAAGUUUUCUGAAAGCAAGUAAAAUGCAGUGUUCUACUUUGAUUAUGCAUAAAUUUUAUUUUCUAAAAAUAUCCAUCUCUAACCCACUGUUUGAAAUGUCUUUUGGGAAGAAUUGUGAUAAUAAUUCUGCUCUUUACUAGACAUAAGCUAAUGGAAGCCAGUAGCACUAUAAAGUGUGUAUUUUGCCAUUUAUCAAAAUUGAGUAAUAGUAAUAUAAAUAGGAAUUCAGUGUAUGUGAUGUGCUAUUGCAUUUAACUCCUUCUG